Messenger RNA from Erythranthe guttata (spotted monkey flower), 383 nucleotides. The record is from RefSeq and is a predicted model, not a curated record. NCBI's taxonomy places the organism in Eukaryota, Viridiplantae, Streptophyta, Magnoliopsida, Lamiales, Phrymaceae.
AAAACUAAAAUCAUGAAGCUUUUUCUGAAUCCUUUGGUGACUAGUUUGCUGGGUUGUGCGGUAGGCACUUGGAUUUGUUACACGUUACUCGACGAACAUAAGAAAAAGCCACUCGUUUCAGAAAGAGUAACGGAACACGUUCGAGCAAGAUCGACAGCGACUGAGGCCGAUGAUGAUGAUGAAUUGAUUGUGGAAACAAGAGACGGUUCCCCUCUGCAUUUUAUAACCAAAAUUAAAUCUUACACCUUUUGUUUACUGCAUCCGGUUGAUAAAUUGGAAACUAGGGAAUUUGAAGCCGGAGAUCAUAAAUGGUAUGUUGCUAAUCAGUUAUAUCGAUUCUUUAUAGAGUUAACUUUUUAACUUAUGGUGUUCUAAUUUAUGAC